This is a messenger RNA of Miscanthus lutarioriparius, 645 nucleotides long. NCBI's taxonomy places the organism in Eukaryota, Viridiplantae, Streptophyta, Magnoliopsida, Poales, Poaceae. The record is from the annotation of a GenBank genome assembly.
AUGCAGGCAAAGGCCAUGGCUCCCGGUGGCGGUGCUCUCCGUCUCCAGGGAACGACGACGACCACGGGCGCGCGGCCAGACAAGUCCCGUCUCUGGACGACGCGGCUCCAGAAGGAGCUCGAGGGGCUCUGGGCCGACCCGCCCGAGUGGUGCGUCCCCGGCGCCGACGCGACGGACCUCUUCCACUGGCAGGUCGUCGUCGUCGGCCCCCGAGGUAGCCCCUACGACGGGGGAGUGUUCGCCGUCCGCUUCAAGUUCCCUCGCCACUACCCCUUGAAGCCUCCCAAGGUCACCUUCGCAACCAAGGUGUACCACCCGAACAUCGAUCCGAGGAGUGGACUGGUUUGCCUGGACUUCCUGACUGACAACAAGCACUGGUGGACGCCGGCUUGGACGGUGGACAAGAUUCUCCUGGUCAUAGUCUCGCUCUUGCACGAGCCUGUCAUGGAUGGCCGCGCCAUCAACCCCGACGCAGCGAGCCUCUACAAGCGGAAGAGACCCAGGUAUAUGGAGAUCGCGAGGGCCAAGACCCUGGAGCACGCCACGGCGUCGGCGUCUUCAGAGAAGGAGCGUCCGCAAUCCCGGGGCGUUUCGCUGUGCCGUCGGCUCAUGGCAAGGGUGGCGUUUCUUCAGACUUCAGGAUAG